UUAUAUGAACAAGUCAAAGAAAAACUGACUACAGGUUACGAGGGUGUUCGCCAGCUGUUCCGAGCUAAAGAUCCUUAUGGAGAUUCCAUUGUAACCAGAGAAGGCCUGUUUUUGAUUUUAAAGUCACUUGUGGGUCACAUCAGCAGAGAUCAAUUUGAAUCUUUUCUUAAAUCAAUCAGUUUGCACUGGAGAUCGAGUAUCAGCUUUGAUGAAUUUAUAGCUCAUUUUCAAGAUAUACCAAAGCGACAUACUCAAAAUCAACCGGACAACAAUUUAUUUGCUCAGAAUAAAUUAGAGUGGUGUCCCUUUACAAGUGCUCCUCAUGCUUUUGUCGUAUUUCGCAGGAAACUGCAAAAUGGGGAAGCAAACAUUUAUGAACUGUUUCCUGCUGCUUGUUUUGCAAAUGAUGGUAGGGUCAUUAAGCCACAGCUCAGAGAUGCCUUAGGCCUGGUUGGUUUGCAGCUUACAGAUACAGAUUUCCAUCAUAUCUGGUCAAAGUUUGAUUCAGACAACAUUGGCUCAAUCCCCACUAAAAAACUGUACAAGAUGUUGAACUUGUCACAGGCUGGUUUACCAAGAUCAGAUCCUAGAGUUACAAGAAGUGCUUAUUCACAACAAAAGACAAUUUCAGAGAGAGAAUUUGUUCAGAAAAGGUGUAAGACUGCGAUGCAAAUGACAAGAGAUACAAGACACUGCUCAUUCAUCUCCAAAGUGGAAUCUGUAGAAGUGAAUGAAAACAAAGCAGAAAUCUCUGAUGAACAAACAAAAGCCAGGCUUUUGGUGAGUCAGCCUAAACUUACGACAGAGGUGACAACAACAACAACCCAAGAAGAUACAACAACUACUACAACAACUACUACCACCACAACCAAAAAAACCAUCACUGAGAAACGAGAAGAUCAAGUUGUAGAUGACUCUAGACUGUCAUCACAUGUCAGAGCACUGAUCCAAGCCAAGAAGACUCCUCCUCAUUUUGAAAGUGUAGUAGAUCAUCUUCAUUAUAAG
Molecule: messenger RNA, 1005 nt
Organism: Candidula unifasciata
Lineage: Eukaryota; Metazoa; Mollusca; Gastropoda; Stylommatophora; Geomitridae
Source: the annotation of a GenBank genome assembly